Messenger RNA from Fopius arisanus, 511 nucleotides. RefSeq lists its product as uncharacterized. Gene Ontology annotation, molecular function: protein heterodimerization activity. The coding region runs from base 124 to 438 and encodes 104 amino acids. The transcript has 2 exons. NCBI's taxonomy places the organism in Eukaryota, Metazoa, Arthropoda, Insecta, Hymenoptera, Braconidae. The record is from RefSeq and is a predicted model, not a curated record.
UUUGAUGGUAAACACGGUAACACGCAGGUCUUUGACACCCAAUCUAUUUCGCGUGCAUUGAAACGUUUCGGAUGCAAUUGCUAGUUCAAAUUUGCACAGGACAUUGAGAUAUCCCAAGACGCUAUGUCGGGGAAAUCUGAGGGUGGAAGACAUCACCGUGGCUUGAAGAAAUCGUCUCGCAAGAGUAAAAAUCCGAAAAAACGCAGACACACCCUAUCGACGGAGGCGCAGUCUGUAUUGUCAACCCUUUUGGAGGAUGUUAUCGAGAAGACCUUGGAGGACGCACGAAAAAUGGCUGAGAAAACGGGAAAGGCUCGAGUGUCUAUUAAAGACGUAGAGAUUGCCCUGAGGAAGUUGUGCCAGGGAUUUCGCUGUACGUCUUCCACCACUAAUGGAUUUGACUGUCUCCAGGUCGCCGAUCACCCCCUGCACCCCUGACUUCAUCGCAAUCCCAUGUGCCGAGCCGCACUGAUGCCACCCAAUUCAAUUUAAAUAAAUAAAUAUUUCAAGU